This is a messenger RNA of Debaryomyces hansenii CBS767, 756 nucleotides long. RefSeq names its product ribosylnicotinamide kinase. The record is from RefSeq and is a predicted model, not a curated record. Lineage: Eukaryota; Fungi; Ascomycota; Pichiomycetes; Serinales; Debaryomycetaceae. Gene Ontology annotation, molecular function: ATP binding; kinase activity. Gene Ontology annotation, cellular component: cytoplasm. The transcript has a single exon. Bases 1 to 756 code for a protein of 251 amino acids.
AUGACCCAUAAUGGUAAUUUUCAACAAAGUUCGAUACCUAUUAAUAAUACCAAACUUGUUUUAAUUGCCUUGAGUGGACCAUCGUCUUCUGGGAAGAGUACUACGGCUAAGGCACUCCAUAAACUAUUUAAGGGAUCGAAGGUAGUGCAUUUAGAUGAUUUCUACUUCCCUGAUGAUGAAAUACCUGUUGAUCCCAAGACAAAUGAGCAAAAUUGGGAUUGUUCGGAUGCAAUCGAUUUUGAAAAAUUCGCUGACUAUAUCAACGGACUUAAGUCAAACAAAACCCUGACUGCACAAAUAGACUCUUUAGAAGAUGAGGCUGAUCUACAAUUAUCAAGAGAAGAAAUAAACCAUUUUUCAUAUGUGAUCAAUUCAUACAAGCAUGUACUAAAUGAUAAGGUUAUCGUAUUCGUUGAUGGAUUCAUGUUAUAUCAUGAUGAUAAAAUUUCCAGCUUAUUUGACAUCCGGUUAUUCUUCCACGCAAAAUAUGAAACAUUGAAAACAAGAAGAGAGUCAAGGGCAGGAUACAAUACAGUAGGUGGGUUUUGGGUCGAUCCACCGGAGUAUUUUAGUAGAAUGGUCUGGCCUGAGUAUAUUAAAAGUCACAGACAUCUAUUUGAAAAAGAAGAUGUGAAUUUAAAGUUAAACUCUCAUGCUAAAGACGACCUAGAACUUUACGAUAUCCAGAAUGAAGAUUUAUCUCUACACGAUUUGAUAGACUUGCCCUUAAAAAUAAUAUUAGAUAAAUUGGAAUGA